GCAUGAAUUACCUCUUGAAGUCAUCAGUGAGGAUUUACGACUGGUCAACAAAGGCACGUGAUUCCCGAGCGCGCUCCCAUAUUUGGCGACAUACCUGGCAAAGUACAGUAGGGCUUCAUUGCUUAUAAUUCAUGAUUGCGUCCAUAAAUCGUGCAAGCACACAAGGAUUAUAGCGACAAAGAUCUACAAAUCGAGGCUUUAAAAAAGCAAGCAAAUGAGCUCGUACUUUGUAAACUCGUUCUCAGGGCGCUACCCAAAUGGCUCCGACUAUCAGUUACUAAAUUAUGGGACUAACGGCGCAGUGAGCGGCUCCUUCAGAGACCCUGGCACCAUGCACUCCGGGUCCUUCGGCUACAACUACAAUGGCAUGGACCUAACCGUGAACCGAGCCAACAACGGCGGCGGCGGCGGUGGCGGAGGCGGCGGAGGCGGCGGCGGUCACUUCGGGGCGGUGCAGCAGCGCGAGGACGCCCGGGGCUUCGGCUACCGCCAGACGACCACCUGCUCGCUGUCGUCCCCGGAACCCGCGCAGCCUCAGCCGCCGCCGUGCGCCGCCUCCGCCGCAUCCGAGGGGAAGGGCGCCUCCCCGGCUUGCGAGCGCGCCACGGCGGCCAACAAAAGCGGCGGAUUCCCGGAGAUCGACGACCCGAGCGCCGCUGCUUCCGAGACCGAGGACCGCGGCGGUUCCGGCUCGGGCUCGGGCGCCGCCCAACGGGCUCAGGAGCCCGGCGGCCUCGCCACCUCGUCCGCCCCCACAGCCAACGAGUGCCACGCACCGCAGAUCUUCCCCUGGAUGAGGAAGCUGCACAUCAGCCACGACAUGACCGGACCGGACGGCAAGCGGGCCCGGACCGCCUACACCCGCUACCAGACGCUGGAGCUGGAGAAGGAGUUCCACUUCAACCGCUACCUGACGCGGCGGAGGCGGAUAGAGAUCGCGCACGCGCUGUGUCUUUCCGAGAGACAGAUCAAAAUCUGGUUCCAGAACCGCAGGAUGAAGUGGAAGAAGGACAAUAAGCUGAAGAGCAUGAGCCUGGUGACGGGCGCCAGCGCCUUCCACAACUGAGCCCCGAUCACCUUCGCCAACACCCCCCCCCCUCCCUCCACCCCCUUCCACGGCGACCCCCGGCCAACCUCUGCUGCCGCUGCUAUGGAGGUGAAAACGUUCUUGAAAUAAUAUUAUCCAUAAUAAUAAUAAUAAUAAUAAUAAUACGACGGAGGGGAAAAUACUUGUAAAGCUCUGAAGCGCAGCACCUUGCAGCAUGCUAUUGUGAUAGAAGACAAAACAAAACAAAACAAAAAAACAAAAACAGUAUUCUGUGGUUCUUUUUAGUUGUGGUAGCGUGUAGGUGUCAUGUCAUAUUGAUGUAAAUAUUAAUUAAUUGUCUUUUUCUCUCGGACGUGUUUCAACUUGAGCUCUUUCUCCAAGUGGAGUGUUUUGAAAAUUGAAAAUGUCGUAAGAAGAAGAAAAAAAAAAUUAGCAAAUAAAGCUGCUGCCAUUUGAAUGUAAACCAGGGCCCACCGAGCCUCGUCGUGCAUACUCGGAUUGUUUAGGCUGUCGAUGUGUGUGUUUGUGCGCGUGUGUGUCUGUGUGCGUGCGUGUGCGGGUGUUUGUGUGCGUGCGUGCGUGUGCAAAUCUAGGCAGUGAUGUCAAAUUUUGUUUUCUUCUCGCCAACAAGCUUUUUGUAUGUACACGUGAACUCAUAGCGCUUGGAAAUAAAAAGUUUCUCUCUCUCUCGUGCGCGAGUUUUCUGAUACUUUUCUUUCCCGGUUCA
Messenger RNA from Syngnathoides biaculeatus (alligator pipefish), 1775 nucleotides. RefSeq names its product homeobox B5b (gene hoxb5b). The transcript has 2 exons. Gene Ontology annotation, molecular function: RNA polymerase II cis-regulatory region sequence-specific DNA binding; DNA-binding transcription factor activity, RNA polymerase II-specific. The coding region runs from base 215 to 1066 and encodes 283 amino acids. Gene Ontology annotation, cellular component: nucleus. Gene Ontology annotation, biological process: anterior/posterior pattern specification; regulation of transcription by RNA polymerase II. The record is from RefSeq and is a predicted model, not a curated record. Lineage: Eukaryota; Metazoa; Chordata; Actinopteri; Syngnathiformes; Syngnathidae.